AUGGUGGACGUCACGUCGGAGACCUGCGCAGUUACUCUGGUGUCCGGCUGGAUAGCCCGAUUCGGCUGUCCUACACUGGUGACUACAGACCGUGGUCGCCAAUUCGGGAGCCAUCUCUACAAAGCUCUCACAAAGUUGGUUGGUGCGCGUCACUUACGCACAACCGCCUAUCACCCAGCUGCGAAUGGUAUCAUCGAACGACUUCAUCGCCAACUCAAGGCGGCGAUCAUGUGCCACACAUCAUCACAGUGGACGGAAGCCCUUCCACUGGUUCUCUUGGGCAUGCGCAACUCAUGGAAAGAGGAUCUCCAAACUACUCCUGCUGAAUUGGUAUAUAGUCAAACUCUCAGCUUACCAGGCCAAUACCUAUCUCCAAUAGACGACUACACCACGGCAAACGUCAAAGAGUACUUAACACGUCUACGAUCCUGCAUGGCUGAACUCACUCCCAAAUAG
Molecule: messenger RNA, 456 nt
Organism: Parnassius mnemosyne (clouded apollo)
Lineage: Eukaryota; Metazoa; Arthropoda; Insecta; Lepidoptera; Papilionidae
Source: the annotation of a GenBank genome assembly